UUUAAGUGUUUUGAGGGGCCCUUCCCAGUUGUGUAGGUUAUAAGCGACAUCUAUUUAUCAAACUUCCGCUGGCGUUGAGACGUGGAGGGUGGAAGAGAGACCGCGGAUCAUUGGGUGUCUGCAUCGAUGUUUAACCAAGCGUUGGAAUGGCAGCUGGGAAGUGACAAACACCUCGACUGACCUCAAUCACUCCGCCUGUUGGCCCACUACAAAACCGCCACGUUGGAUAUAUACAGAGUGGACGUCCAGUGUACUGGAGCCACUGUCAUGCACCGGAAGUUGUGUAUACCAAGGCAAGAGCAGUGAGCAGUGGACAUGAAAGUUACUCCCCAUCUUGUGGCACAUCAGCAGAAUUAGGUCCUGAGGUUGUCUUUGUUGUAGAGUUGCAGCUGGCUUCAAUAAUUAGUGUAUGUAUGUAGAUGAGACUACGUUUCAGCAUCUCCAUGGUAUAUACAACGUAGGCCAAGUUCCAACUACUUAUGCUAGGAGGUUGAGUGUAAAUGGUGCUCAGUAUCAGCCAGAACAGAGACAGAUUUGUCCUAAGUUGUCUUGGAGUUUAGUCUACCAGUGUCAAGAUGGCAAGUCGACGCCUCAAGUUCCAGUACUGCAAGGUGAUCAUAGCCACGUCCAUGGUGUGGGUCAUGCUGGACGUCUUCCUGCUCAUGUACUUCACUGAUUGCACCACCAUGUCGGCUGCCAACUGCAAUAACAACAACAACGUCCGGGUCGACCACCAUGAUGCGCUCAAGCCACAGAAGCAGGAGGGCUUCCUCAACAGAAUAUUGCCAAAAGGUCUUCUGCCCAACCGGUCUCCAACUGGCCCUGGUGAGAUGGGGAAGGCAGUUGUUGUCCCCAAGAACCUUGAAGCUGAAGCCAAAAGCAAGUUCAAAAUCAACCAGUUUAACCUUGUGGCCAGUGACAUGAUGUCCCUCAACAGAUCAUUGCCUGACUACAGAAUGGAUGCAUGUAAGAAGAAGAACUACCCACCCCUGGACGACCUCCCCACCACCAGUGUGGUCAUUGUGUUCCACAAUGAGGCCUGGUCCACCUUGCUCCGCACUGUCCACAGCAUCAUGAACCGGUCGCCACGGAAAUUGCUCCAAGAGAUCAUCUUGGUGGAUGAUGCCAGUGAGAAAGACCACUUGGGAAAAGAUCUUGAUGAUUAUGUAAAAACUUUGAGUGUAAAAGUUAAAGUUCUCAGGUCAUUUGAAAGAACUGGUUUAAUAAGAGCCAGGUUGAAAGGAGCUAAGGAAGCUCGUGGAGAUGUCAUCACGUUCCUGGAUGCUCAUUGUGAGUGUACAGAGGGUUGGCUGGAACCCUUGCUGUAUGAGAUCCACAAGAACAGGAAGGCUGUGGUGUGUCCAAUCAUUGAUGUGAUAAGUGACGACACGUUCGAGUACAUCACUGGGUCGGACAUGACGUGGGGAGGCUUCAACUGGAAACUCAACUUCCGCUGGUACCCUGUGCCGCAGAGAGAACUGGAGAGACGAGGCGGUGACCGCAGUCAGCCUACAAGGACACCUACCAUGGCUGGCGGUCUGUUCUCCAUCCAUCGAGACUACUUCUAUGAAACUGGGUCAUAUGAUGAGGGGAUGGACAUCUGGGGUGGCGAAAACCUGGAAAUGAGUUUUAGGGUGUGGAUGUGUGGGGGACAGAUCUAUAUUGUUACGUGUUCGCGUGUGGGUCAUGUGUUCCGGAAAACAUCUCCCUACUCAUGGCCAGGAGGAGUUGCCAGGAUCAUCAACCACAACACCCAGCGGAUAGUGGAGGUCUGGAUGGACGAAUACAAAGAGUUCUUCUAUAAGAUUAACCCAGGUGUGAAGAGCACAGACUAUGGGGACAUAUCAGAGCGACAGGAACUGAGGAAGAGGAUGAAAUGUCAUAGUUUCCGCUGGUACUUGGAAAACAUCUAUCCAGAAUCACAAAUGCCCAUUGAUUUCUACUCCCUUGGUGAGAUUCGCAACAAGGAAACCAGCUCUUGUAUUGACACAAUGGGAAGGAAGAGUGGCGAAAAGGUUGGCAUGGUGACAUGUCACGGUAUGGGAGGCAAUCAGGUGUUUUCUUAUACCAAAAAGAAAGCUCUCCAGACGGAUGACCUGUGUUUGGAUGUCUCUUCUGUGACCGGCCCUGUCAAACUAUUUCAGUGCCACGGGCUGGGGGGCAACCAAAAGUGGGAAUAUGAUUUAGAGACUCUGACGCUGAGACAUGUCAACACUGGGCUGUGUCUAGGAAAACCGUCUGUCCAUGACUCAGGGACUCCAUCACUUGGGGAGUGCACUGGGUUGCCUUCACAACAAUGGCAGCUGAGCGAUAUGAAGUGGAAGAACUAGUGAAUUGUGGGAUACACAUACGACAGUUGGCCGAUGCGACUUGUGCUGUCAGUAUGUUUGUCAGAUCUCAGGAGUUUCUGUUGUACCUUAUAGAGAUAUAUGUACCUCUGCCAUCCAGGAAGAUGCCCUCCUUUAACAUGGAGUAUGUGUGCGUGUAAGUGUGUGUCUGAGCUGAAGGUCAACCAGCACUUUAUGUUGACAACAACCAUGUUUCCUUGUUCUUAAUGUGAACUACAGAUAAAGACAAAACAGAGAUAUGACUGUGACUGUGGUCAGGAUCGGAAUACAUCCAGACUGCGCUGCUAAUAGACUUGUGUGAUGCUUGUUCACAAGAUGCUGGACAGUGCUGAAUGGAUGGAGCUGCAGACAUUGUAACAUCUGUCUCUGUCAUCAAGAUUUGACAAUGAGAGCCAUGGACACUGGAGAUGUUUUGCCAUGGACACAGAGUAACAUUUGCCAUGGUAACAUGGGUAUGUAUUGCCAUGGAUACACGGUAGUAUUUUACCAUAGCAACAUUGGUAUUACACUAAGUAACAUUUUGCCAUGGCAACAUGGGUGUGUAUUGCCAUGGGCAUAGAGCCUGUAGCCAUGGACACAGGAGAGAGUGUGUCAUCAAGGUGUGACAGAAGAUGCCAUAUACAGAAGAAAUCUCUACCAUAUUUUAUAUCCUUUUUGUAUAUUUGGAAUUCAUUGUAUAAUCUGAUGAUAUUGUGUAAUCAUCUCAUCCCAUUGUAUGAAUAUUUCUUUGUUGUCUAUAAGAUGUUUAUGAUUCUGUGAAAGAUGAGAAUACCUAUUGAAGAUGUUACUUGUUUUCACUUGUGAUGGGCCUGCAAUAUACAGUGUUAUAAGUUUGGGCCUCACUUUGAACAACUCGGGUUUACUUGUCCAUGUCCCUUGUGGCUGAACAGAUCUAUGGCCUUUUAGAUGACACAACAGCUCUGUGCCAUAUUUGUCACACUGCCGAACACAUGUAUGUACCCAAUCAGAAGCCAUGUGCAGCUCACAGACGUGGCAUGGAGUUGUAAGUGCAGCUGUCAUGUGGGAUAUCUAAUAUAUAUCCUACUAUAUCCAUGUAUGAUAACAUAUAGAUAUCCUGCAGUCAGCUAUGCAUGAUAACAUAUAUAUCCCACAGUGUGCCAUGUGGUAUACAAGUUCUACAGUCUACAAUGUUGGAUACAAUACAGAGUUUUCAAUCUGCCUUGUGGGACUAGAUCUAUAUACGUAUAGUGAGAUAGCAUCUAUACAUCCUACAAUCUACCAUGUGGGUAAACAUGUCCAAUACUGUUAUGCGGGCUAACAGAUCAGCCAGUGUGUGGAGUAUUGGUGCAACCUGCUAAGUGGGGUGAAGGUACUAACAACUGUGUGGGUUAACAGAUCAGCCAACUGUGUGAGCUGCCUGUGUAACCUACUGUGUUUGUGUGUAAUGGUGCAACCUACUGUGUGUGGUAAUGGUGCAACCUAAUGUUCGGAGAUAAUGGUGCAACCUAAUGUGUGUGGCUUAAAUGUUGUGCAACCUACUGUGUGGGGUAAUGGUGCAACCUACUGUGUGUGUGUGGGGAGGGGGGGGGGGGGCAAGUAGUGCAACCUAUUAAGUGAGCUAA
Messenger RNA from Haliotis rubra (blacklip abalone), 3931 nucleotides. RefSeq names its product polypeptide N-acetylgalactosaminyltransferase 13-like. The record is from RefSeq and is a predicted model, not a curated record. NCBI's taxonomy places the organism in Eukaryota, Metazoa, Mollusca, Gastropoda, Lepetellida, Haliotidae. Gene Ontology annotation, cellular component: Golgi apparatus. The transcript has 15 exons. The coding region runs from base 576 to 2330 and encodes 584 amino acids.